GCUUUUUGAAAGUCGCUCCAGAAUCCAUGUUCAAUAAGUGGGAAUAGACAAAGCUCAAUUGCUUCACCACAAUGGCUAUUUAGUAGUGCAGAAUAUUUUAUCUCAUGUUCUGGGUAGAUGAAGCAUGGCAGGAGCACAUCAGACUCCUUCAGCAAUGAUGAAGCCAUUGGCAAAGCUCUUCAAGAAGCUCCAGACCUUCAUCAAGUGCACAGAGAACAGAACAUCCAUCCUUCCACAGAAGAAAAUUAUCCAUGGGCAGCCAGAAGAAGAGGAAUUCAACUACCAAACUACCCGCUGUCUCUCCUCCUACUACAGCAUCUUUGUUGCACGCCUGGCCAUCAUGGUCAUGCUCGCUAUUUUAAUUGGGAUGCUGACCAUGCUGACAUGGCAUUUUACAAAGGUUUAUACAAUGAACUCUAUAAAUAGCUUAGCUUAUGGCCUUCGCUAUGAACUUCUACAGCGACCCAUUUUAAGAGUGUGGAACAUCCUGAAUUCCACUGUAGAAAUAACAAUGGCGCAAGUUAAGCUAUCCGAAUAUGUCAUCAGUCAUUAUGAGAAACCAUUGUCCCAGGAACCAGCUGAGCUACACCAAAUGAUGAGGGAUGUAACAUGGGCACUUUUUUCAAGCAGAACAGCUCUUGAUGCAAUAACCAUAAGUUACAGAAAUGGAUUUGUCCAGGCAUUUCAUAGAGACCACCGGAGCAACACUACAUUCUACAUCUACUGUGAACUAGUAAAUUCAUCAGUCAAUCAAGGAAAAGCACAUCAUGGCCAUAUUCACAAACCUAGAGACAGACCUGCCUCUGCCAUUUGGUAUAGAGAAAGACUUGACCCUGUCACUGGUGAAAAAAAGGGUGAUCGGAGGCAAAUUCCCCCAGAUGAUCUGAUUAAGAUUGCAGGUCUCGCAGAAGUACAAGAUGGUGCUGCUUCUUGGCGUGUAGCCGUGAGCAAGUUUACAGACUCACCACUGCUUUCAGCAGCAUUACCAGUCAGGCAUCCUUCUGGAGGAAGCAUAGUGGCAGCCGUUGGUGUCACAACAGCACUUAAAAGCGUUGGUCAGCUGAUGAAGGAACUUGUAGACUUCCACAGUGGCUACAUGUAUUUGACUUCAUUGGAAGGUUAUGUACUUGCAACAUCUACAGAUGCUCCACUAUUGAGGAAUACAACAGGUCGGAAGCUUAUGAUGGCUACUGAUUUCGAAGAUCAUAUUAUAAGAUCAGGAGCAGAGUGGUUACAGAGAGCAUAUGGCAAUAAGUUUCCAAUCAAUCAUGAAGUUCAUGCUGAGAAUGUCUUGCUGGGUAAUCAGCGAUAUUACAUAGAUUCAUUUUUCCUAAAUCUGACAAGGCUUCCCUUGGUUGGGGUAAUCAUCAUUCCAAGGAAAUACAUACUCGGAAAGGUUGACCAAAUAGGCUUUACAACAUUGGUUAUACUGAUAUCUGCAUCUAUUUGCUUUCUUGCCAUUGGCUGUGUCUGCAUAUUGAUACUGACAAGUGGUGUCUCAAAGGCAAUGAAACUCAGAGCAGAACUAAUAAGUCAGUUAGAUGCAAGAAGGCGAGCAGAGGCAUCAAGCAACUACAAAAGUCAGUUUUUAGCAAACAUGAGUCAUGAACUGCGAACACCAAUGGCUGCAGUAAUUGGGUUAUUGGACAUUCUUAUAUACGAUGACUGCCUUACAAAUGAGCAAUUUGCUACAGUUACACAGAUUCGCAAGUGCUCAACUGCUUUACUUCGGCUACUGAAUAAUAUCUUGGAUCUCAGUAAGGUUGAAUCUGGAAAGUUAGUACUUGAAGAAGCAGAAUUUGACUUGGGGCGAGAACUUGAAGGACUUGUCGACAUGUUCUCAGUACAAUGCAUUAACCAUAAUGUGGAGACCAUACUAGAUCUCUCAGAUGACAUGCCAAAAGUAGUUCGGGGAGACUCUGCAAGAAUUGUUCAAAUAUUUACCAAUCUCAUAAGCAAUUCCAUAAAGUUCACAUCAGAAGGCCAUAUUAUUUUGCGUGGAUGGUGUGAUGGCUCAAAUCAUUCGAGUAGGCCUGAGUGUUCUGAAGCUCAAAAGAUGUCACAAUGCGCUCUCAGAAACAGAUCAAAGCAACAUGAGAGUAUUGUGAAAAAGGAAUACCAGAAAAAUGACAAGAUCACUUUGUGGUUUGAAGUUGAAGACACAGGGUGUGGAAUUGAUCCAAGCAAAUGGGAAUCAGUAUUUGAAAGCUUUGAGCAGGCUGACCCAUCAACUACACGAAUGCAUGGAGGAACUGGUCUUGGCCUGUGCAUUGUGCGCAACUUGGUAAACAAGAUGGGUGGAGAAAUAAAUGUUGUGAAGAAGGAUGGGCAGGGGACCUUGAUGCAGUUGUCCUUGCUCCUUGGGAUGCCUGAAGAUUGCACUGUAAAUAGCUUCCAGACAGAAUUUGGCAAAUAUAGUUUGAAGGUCUUGCUUGCAUUACAUGGCAAGCAAAGCAGAUCUAUUAUGUCCCAGUGGUUGAGGGAAAAGGGGUUUUUCACAUGGGAAGCAUCUGAAUGGAAUGGACUGACACAAAUCCUUCAGCAAGUUUUCCAGGAAAAUAUGCAGUGGUCAACAAGUGAACCAAUAAACUUGAGCAGAAUUAGAGUUGUUCCCAGGGAAAACAGUAUUCACAAAAUGGGAGGUCUAGAUAUCCUCAUCGUGGUGGACAUAUCACUGCUCGACCAAAGUACAAACAUAUGGAAGCAGCAGCUGAUCUUCUUAGAUCAAUACCGUGGAAAAGCAAAAUUUGCAUGGAUGUUAAGCCAUGAUACCUCCAACGCCAUCAAGGUGGAGCUGCGACGGAAAGGGCACUUUUUGAUGAUAAACAAACCAUUAUACAAGACCAAGAUGACCAAUAUCUUGCAUGCCAUUGUAAAUGAGGGAAACUUUGAAAACGAAAAAGGUAGUAAUCAGCUAAACUCAAGCAUGGACGAAGACUUGCAUGAAAGCCAUGAUUUGGAUUCCAUUCAUUUUGAUGCUAUCAGUUCAGAUGUUUCUGACAUAUCAGAUAUGGAUAACCGAGAUUCAAAAAUUAAUACAUUUUACAGUGAAGAAGAAAUAACAGAAAGAAAUCCAGAAUCCCAUCAACCUUCCUAUUCUAAUUCACAAAAAAUAUCUACUCAAAGAGUUCCCCUGGAUAAAAUUAUAAAAAAACCCAACAUUUUGUUGGAAACAGAGAACUUAAUAAAUAUGUCAAAAGAUUUCACUGAAACUGACAAGCAUGGAGGCAUAAUCAUGGAUUAUUCAUGUCGGUAUGGGUAUAACAAAGACAAUAAAAAGAACAUGAUCAGUUCAAUAACAGAUAACUUGCAAGACAUAAAACCCCAAGCAGUGGUUGGGAAUGAAGAUGCCUUUCUUAAGUUGAAUCAGCCGCAUGAUGGAGGAGAAAGUGUGAUAGAGCAAGAAUACCAAUGGAAUGUCAAGCCUACUUUGUACAACAAAGGAGACAUCAAACAGAAAAUGAUUGCAAAAACAAGCAUGGCAUCACCAGGUAAUACCCAUGCCGAAGGAAUGGAAAAACAACUGAGCACAGAAAGGUCAGUCGAACUUGCUUAUAGAGGUUCAAGGCUCCUUGAAAAUCAAGAUAUGCAUUAUAGUGUGCAUAAGAAUGACUGUGUAGCUUUAAGUUCACUAGUGCCAGACCAAAAUCCUCUUGGAGGCUUAUGUAUACUGCUUGCCGAAGAUAACCCAAUACUACAGAGAGUUGCAACGACCAUGUUGGAGAAAAAAGGAGCCAAAGUUAUAGCUGUAGGUGAUGGAAUGCAGGCAGUAGAUGCUAUAAAAUGCAUGUUAUGUGCCGAAGAGAAUAAAAGACAAAAUUCAACUCAUCAAGAUGAUGUAGCCGAAGGACUGAGUGAACUGCAAAAAUAUACAUCAUUCGAUCUGGUUCUAAUGGAUUGUCAGAUGCCCAAGCUGGAUGGCUAUGAAGCAACAAAAACAAUUAGAAAUAUCGAGGCAGGAACUGGUUUGCAUAUCCCAAUUGUUGCAGUGACAGCACAUGCAAUGUCAUCUGAUGAAGCCAAAUGCUUGGAAGUAGGGAUGGAUGCAUAUCUGACAAAACCAAUUGACAGCAAGCUGAUGGUAUCUACCAUUCUCUCCCUGACUAAGAGAGAUGUUUGACAGUGAAUUUGUCAUUAUAAAGAAAUGUUUAAGCUUUCAAUUAUUCAGGACCACAUUUUUUAAAGCAUCAUAAAUUCCUUCAGCAACAAGUAAUAUCUCAGAAAGUUACAAGCAAUUACAUUAGAAGCACGGCUGCAGAACUUACACGCUGAACUCUUGUGACUUAAAAUUUCUAAUUUUGAUGCCUACAGUUGAGGAACUGUGGUAAAAGAUUGGCAUCUUGAUGGUUGGUUCUUGCUGACACACUCAGAUAUUGUUCAUAAGAUUGUACUUAGCAAUGCUACUGAAACACUACCAGCCAAUUCGCUUAUUUCUUCUUCUCGUGCUUCUUUGAAUGUUGCAUCAGAUUUGAUCAGUCUCUUUAACAAAGCAAUCAACCCUUUUGAACGCAAAACUCCAUAUAUAUGAACUUCUAAAUAAAUAAUAAUAGUCUUGAUAUUGUUGAUAAUGACAUGGUACAGAAAAUCCAAAAUCUAGAAGAAUAAAUUUUCUGAAAAAUUAUAUUCCCUACAGCUUAAUUGUUUGUUCCGUUGUCACGGAAGAUAAAUCUAAUCUCGAGAUAAAAGAAAACACGAUAUAAACUGGCUUACAAGUGGGAAGGUGAUCCAUAUCUACUCUAAUAAUGCCCAAAAAAAAAAAAAUCAUAAUGUGGAAACUGAACUUCAUAAUCCAACAGGUACUCGUAGCCAUAUAAAGAUUCCUCGUUUCAAGUUCUAUCGAGUCCCUUAGAAUAGAAC
Elaeis guineensis (African oil palm) is the source of this 4857-nucleotide messenger RNA. RefSeq names its product histidine kinase 1. Lineage: Eukaryota; Viridiplantae; Streptophyta; Magnoliopsida; Arecales; Arecaceae. The record is from RefSeq and is a predicted model, not a curated record. Gene Ontology annotation, biological process: phosphorylation; phosphorelay signal transduction system. Gene Ontology annotation, molecular function: phosphorelay sensor kinase activity.